Molecule: messenger RNA, 1398 nt
Organism: Anopheles moucheti
Lineage: Eukaryota; Metazoa; Arthropoda; Insecta; Diptera; Culicidae
Exons: 2
Coding region: 1-1398 (465 amino acids)
Source: RefSeq, a predicted model, not a curated record
AUGGGGCGACUUCCGUUGCUGGCGGUACUACUGUUGGGCGUGGUUGUGCUAGUGCAGGGUUCGAGUGACACCGCUAAUGGCAAGAGUGAAGUCGGUAGUGUGACAUACCUGGACGUGCUGCGAAGGAUAACGAACCUGCGGGGUGAUGAUAUACGCAAGAAUCUACGUUCCCUACGCCAGCUUGCCAUACAGCAUGGGCUGAUUAGCCGCAGUGAUGUGAAUGAACCCGUGGCCAGCAACGAAGAGCAAUCGUCGGAAGGGGAAGAAUCUUCGCUGGAAUCAGAACCGGGUCAGGAUGUUACGGCCAUUGCUGAAGGUCGUAAGAAGGGCGGCGGAGGUGGCAGUAACAAUAACAUUGUAGUUACUGGUGGUGGCGGCGGACACGACGACGGUUCGUACUCGAUCAGCAUCGAGGAAGGGGGCCACAAGAAGGGCAAAAAGGGCAAAAAGGGCAAGAAAGGCAAGAAGCACCGCAAACAUAAGCGCAAGGGCUGGAAAAAGCACAUGAAGAAAGCCGUCCCGAUCGGAAUGGGAAUACUCGCCCUGAAAGCCAUACUGUUGCACUUCGUUCUGAAGAAGCUUGUGCUGGCGACGGCCCUGUCGUUGCUGCUGAGUAAAAAGUCACUGCUCGUAUCGUCGCUGAUUGCGCUGAAGCUGUUGCUGCAGCAGCCACACAGCAAUGACAAGAGCGAAAGCAGCAAGCUGGAGGUGGUCCACAUUCCGAUCCGCAAAGAUGCCGGUUUUCACAAGAAGCACCAACAGCACCAGGUACCAUCGGGCAAGAUGAAGUUGCCACCCAUCGGUACGUCACCGCCGAGCACGACCAAGGCACCGGCCUCUAGCCUGUCACUGUUCGAUCCGUACGUCGGGACCACGCCGCACCAGAUCCUGCACACGCACCAGCAGAUGGCUGACUUUGGUGGCAAGUACAUCCCGCUCGGGUACGAAACCAAUCAUUUCCACUUCGAUGCCACUCCGUCGGUGGCCGCUUUCGGUGAUUCGAGCCUUAACUCGGUGCAGAACGUGGAGCAGUUCUUCGACGAUGCAGACGAGCUGCAGUUUGAUCGGCAGGACAACGGUUGGGACGGUUGGAGCGGAUGGAAUCGUGGCGAGCGGUAUGAGCAGACGGGACCUUCUUCACCAGCUAGCGGUGUAGUGGCAGGUGGUACUGGCGGUGGUGCUAGCGACGCUGGCUCUUACGGCGGUUGGGGUGGAACAGAAUACGGAACAGCAGCAUCGGAGCAGCAGCAGCAGCAACAGCAGCAGACGAGCAGUAGCUACGGUCCGCUUAAUCGGAGCCGGUAUGGUGAAGUAUACGACGGUUAUCGACAGAUAGCGCAGGCCAAUAACCCGCCACGGCUGCACCAGCUAAUCGGUAGGAGAAAGCGAAAGUUCUAA